CUCAAUUAUAAUUCUUCUCUCUCUUCUUUCUCUCUCUUAAAAUGGCUAUCAACUUUUCCAUUCCAGCUUAUUUCGGAUACAUGCUUUCCAUAACCCGUCUCAAAUCCUUCAUACCCAAAUCCCUUUUUCCCGACGACGAUAUCACCGCCGUCGCCGCCAAUCUCCGCCACGACUCCGCCGCUCUCAAUUCCGCCGCUACUGAUUUCGGCCACAUGGUCACCGACCCACCGGCCGCUGUUCUCUUCCCAUCCUCUAUGAACGACAUAAUCAGUUUAAUCAAACUAGCCAACUCCCUUCCCGUUCCUUUCAACAUCGCCGCUAAGGGCUGCGGCCACUCUGUCCGCGGCCAGGCAAUGGCGCGAAAUGGCGUUGUUGUUGAGAUGGCUUCGUUGAAUAAUCCCACAAGAAUUUCUGUCUCCGGUAACGCCUCCGACGGUUUCUUUGCCGAUGUUGGUGGUGAGCAGAUGUGGAUUGAUGUGCUUAAUGCCACUCUUAAGCAUGGACUUGCACCCACGUCGUGGACCGAUUAUCUUUACCUCACCGUCGGCGGGACCUUGUCGAACGCUGGCAUUAGCGGCCAGACAUUCCGAUACGGCCCGCAGAUUAGCAACGUCGUCGAACUCGACGUCAUUACAGGGAAAGGAGAUCUUGUAAGCUGUUCAGCAGAAAGGAACUGGGAACUCUUCCAUUCAGUCCUGGGUGGUUUAGGCCAAUUUGGAAUCAUUAUUCGGGCUAGGAUUCCCUUAUUCCCAGCUCCAAACAGGGUUAAGUGGGUUAGAAUGCUGUACACCAAUUUCAGUGAGUUCACCGAAGAUCAAGAACGAUUGAUCUCAAUCAAUGGAAGCAAACAAAACGGUGCGUUGGACUACUUGGAGGGUUUACUUCUAAUGCAUGACGGUCCCCCAGACAAUUGGAGAUCCUCUUUUUUCCCUCCCUCUCAUCACUCCACAAUCAUCUCUUUAGUUAACCAACACUCCAUCAUAUACUGUCUAGAAGUUGCUAAAUAUUACGAUCAUACCUCUCGACACACCCUCGACAAGGAACUCGAUGAUUCGUUAAAUGGGUUACGCUUCUUAUCUGGAUAUAAGUUCGAGAAAGAUGUAUCGUAUGUUGAAUUCCUUAAUAGGGUUCGAAGCGGAGAGCUGAGCCUGAAGUCACAAGGGUUAUGGGACGUUCCUCAUCCGUGGCUAAAUCUCUUCGUUCCGAAAUCCCGUAUUGCCGAAUUCAACUCCGGGGUUUUUAAGGAUAUCGUUCUCAAACAGAAAAUGAACAACGGGCCGAUACUCGUGUACCCAAUGAAUAGGAGCAAGUGGGAUGAUAGAAUGACAGCGGUUAUACCCGAUGAAGAGGUUUUUUACACGAUAGGGUUCUUGAAUUCAAGUGGGUUUGAUAAUUGGGAAGCCAUGGAUGAGGUGAACAAGGAGAUAUUAAGGUUCUGCAACAGUGUGGAUAUGAAGAUCAAGCAGUAUCUUCCUCAUUACAGAACACAAGCCGAUUGGGCGAAUCAUUUUGGUCACAAAUGGAACAGGAUUCAGGACACCAAAAAACAAUUUGAUCCCAAUAUGAUUUUGUCUCCUGGACACAAAAUUUUUAAUUCUUGAAUAUUUUUAAUAAUUAAUAAAUUAUUAUUAUUA
This is a messenger RNA of Cucurbita pepo subsp. pepo (vegetable marrow), 1634 nucleotides long. Its product is annotated as cytokinin dehydrogenase 3. The record is from RefSeq and is a predicted model, not a curated record. Lineage: Eukaryota; Viridiplantae; Streptophyta; Magnoliopsida; Cucurbitales; Cucurbitaceae. Gene Ontology annotation, biological process: cytokinin metabolic process. Gene Ontology annotation, molecular function: FAD binding; cytokinin dehydrogenase activity.